AUGUCCGAGCGUCCAGAAAUCCCAGCAGGAUACUUGGGAAGCCAACCGAAGUUUUCUGAGCUCCGACUUCAGGCACUGACCCAUGACAACCCAGAACUCACUGUGGAUCAGAACAGUGAGCUAGAAAUCAAAUUUAAAGCACCCAAGCCAGUUAAGGUGACCACCAACCUGCUUCACUGCAAUGGCGACAAGGACGUGAGCGAGUACGUGUUCACGCAGACGAAAGACGGGGUCCUGACCUUCGUCCUGAUGUUCCCGGAAGCUGGAUUCUACAAGUUCCAAAUCUUUGCCCUGGAAGCUUCAGACGAAAGCAAAUCACUGCCAAACGUCUACAACUACUUAAUCUACGUCAAGGAUGCUCUCCGGCAAGCACAUCCGUUCCCCAAGCAGUACGCACAAUGGAAGGAUGGCUGCUACCUCUAUUCCCCUCUGGUGAUGAAUGCCAAAACAAGUCUUGCCAAAGUUGAUUUCAAGGUGUACGUGCCUAACGCCAACGCGGUAGCUGUUGUCGCUGCUGGGGAGUGGACCCAUCUAACGAAGAAAGGCGAGAACUGGGAGGGAACUGUAGGCCUGAGCAAACACCGAGGGAAAGAUGUUAAGGUUACACUUAACGCAAACUUUGGAGCUGAUGAGACCAAGUAUGCUACUUUGCUUGAAUACAUUGUAUAG
Messenger RNA from Candidula unifasciata, 669 nucleotides. The record is from the annotation of a GenBank genome assembly. Lineage: Eukaryota; Metazoa; Mollusca; Gastropoda; Stylommatophora; Geomitridae.